Chrysochloris asiatica (Cape golden mole) is the source of this 5046-nucleotide messenger RNA. RefSeq names its product maestro heat-like repeat family member 2A (gene MROH2A). Gene Ontology annotation, cellular component: cytoplasm. The coding region runs from base 1 to 5046 and encodes 1681 amino acids. The record is from RefSeq and is a predicted model, not a curated record. NCBI's taxonomy places the organism in Eukaryota, Metazoa, Chordata, Mammalia, Afrosoricida, Chrysochloridae. The transcript is spliced from 42 exons.
AUGCGGGAUGAACUUGAGGAAGAGAUGACUGAAGCAACAGUAGACUCUAACAAAGAUGUGUCAGAGGAAAGUGAUGACCUGGAUGUUCUUGAACAAGUUGAUGGAGGGACUUUCCAACAAGUCACGAAUCUCCUGAACAUUAUGGAGAGCGACCCAACCAAGACAGACGUUGGGUGGGUAGGCCCCGACAUGAGGAAGAUGCUGGCCUCGGUGAUAAUCACAGAAAAGGCCAGCAGUGACCCCUCUAUGGUGAUGAAUGCUCUCAUCCGCUGUCUGCAGAUACCUGAGAUUUCCACUCAGCGCAAGGUCAACAUUUACAACAUUCUCCAGGAAAUCAUCCAGCAGGAAGGGGAGCUGGAGGAGCACUGUGUCCAGAGACUGGUUGCCAUCGCUUUCAAGGAGAUGAGGGAAGCCCCUGAGAUGGAAAGCUAUGUCAGGGCCGAAGUGGCCAGUGACACUCUGGUGGCUCUGUCCCGAAACCAUUUCAGCUUGGUCAUGUUCCAGCUGCAGCACCAACUCAAGCCCCUCAACCUCUGCGACGAGUUUGUCAUUGUUACCUUGGCUAAGAUGGCCAACGGCAAUGUGUUUGAGUUCAUGCCAUACAUGGGCAUCACCCUGGCCACCAUAUUCACGAUGCUGAGACUUGCCAACGAGUCCAAGAUGCGCCAGGUGAUCUGUGGAGCCAUGGAGACCUUCUGUGAGACAGUCCAGUUCUACCUGAAACACCUGGAGAACAGUGUGUACCCCGUGAUGACUGAGGAGCAGUUUGCCACGAAGCUCUUCCCCAUGUACCGCUACUUUGUGACCGUGUGGCUGAGGAACGACAAUCCCGAGGUCAAGCUGGGGGUCAUCAAGUCUCUGAAGCCCAUUCUGAACCUCUUACUGCCCAGUGAUGACCUUCGGGAGCAGGUCUAUGACUACAUCCCUCUACUGCUGGCCGAGUACCAGGGCAGCCUGGAGGCCCUCUUCAUCACCCAGGUCCUGAGGCAGAUCCUAGAGGUCUCGGUGGUCACCAACACCCCCGUCCCACAAAUGCAGCUGCACACCAUCUUCACAGAGCUGCAUGUGCAGGUGUGCGCCACCACCCGAGCCCAGCAGUACAGCAGCCAGAACCUGGUGGAGAUUGGACACUGCUUCAUAGCGCUGGCCCGCUCCUACCCCAAGGAGCUGAUGAAGUUCUUCCUCAGUCAGAUGGAGACGAGCAAGGAGGCCACCCGUGUGGGGACCCUGACCUUGAUCAAGGUGGUGGUGAGCGCAGAUGAACCCAAAAUGAAUAUAAGAACUGUUUACCUGGCCAUCAGGGUGGUCAAGAACAGCCUCUCCGAUACCAGGUCUAAGGUGAGGAUGGCCAUUCUCCGUAUCAUCGGCCAGUUGGCACUUUCUGGCUACCAGGAGAGGAUCAAAGCCUGGGCUCUGAAGUACGUGUCAAUGCAGCUGACCUUGUCCACCUACAAACUGACAAAUCGCCGGGAGAGCUUUUAUCAAAGGGACUUAGAAGAGAAGAUGGUCCACAAAGUCACCCUAGAUACUGUGAAGAUCAUCACCUCCUCAGUCAGUGGAAUGACCAAUGAGUUUUGGGUGAGGCUCCUUUGCUACAUCAUGGAGACAGACUACACAGAGGCUCUGACACCCAUCUGCAUCAGUCUGAGCAACCUGGCAGAACGUCAGCUCCACGGCAAGGACACAGGGGCCAACACGACCAGCCGCAGCAGGCAAGUGGACCUGCCUGCACCGCAGAAGCUUCUGGCUCGGCUCCUGGUGCUGUUGGCAUCCCCUUACAAGGGCGAAGGCCGCGGGGUCGCCAUGCUCAACCUCCUGAAGAUCCUGAGCCACAGCAUCGCCCCCUCCAUGGCUGACAUGUGGGAGCUGGAGAUCCCGCUGCUGGUCCAGUACCUGGAAGAGCACACUGAAUUCACUUGGAAUCAGAAGACCUGGGAAGACAAGCUGAUUCAGUUUCUGAGACACUCCCUCAAGACGACUCGGGGGUCCAGGGGGUCCAGCUGGAGCUGGCGCCUAAGCAAGGAGCUGAACAACCAGAUGGAGAGCUUCGACAGCCCCUCCCUUGAGAAGGCCUUUCUGUACCGGGCUCUGGGCUUCACCUUGGCCAUGGGCCUGGAGGCCGACAAGGUGGAGGUACUGCUGCUUGAACUGCUUUAUAAGACGGAUUACAGCAACGACUUUGACCGGGAGGGCGUCAUUCUGUGCUUCGGCCUCUGCGCCAGGGGCCAGGUGAAGCCGGUGUUGAGCGUGCUGCAGGACUUUGAAGAGAGGAUCCAGGAGUCGGAGCAGACCUGGCAGAUGGGUGCUUGGCGGAAAGACCACCUCUGGAGGCGGGAAACCGUGAAGAGUGCCCUCAUGGUCAUGUACAGCUAUGUGGCUGCUUACUGCCACCCACAGAUGCUCCUCACCUACGUGGACAGCCCCAUCACCACCAAGAUCAUCCAUCACUACUGCUCCAGCAGCUGCCAGGAUGUCACCCUCAAGCUGGCCUUCAUGAAGAGCAUUGUGCAGGUCACUAGUGCCGUCCAGAGCAUGGAGUACCUGGGAGAUGUUCAGUUUACCCAGAAGGCCACUGUAACCAGCAUUGUAAUGGGGAUCAUCAAGGGUGAGUCGGCCAACAACCUGGAUUCUCCCGUGCGGACCGUGGCCAUGGAUGCCCUCAUGCACCUGAGCAAACUGAAACCUUUCUACUCUGUGGAAGAAAACAGUGAGCUGAUGGACAUCAGCAUACAGUCCGUCAUUCCCCUUCAGCCUCCUGCAGAAGAUAGUGACUCCAUUAAGAUCCUGUAUGCAAAUGCCAUGGGCGCCCUGGAGCAGCUGAUGGAGGGUCUCAUGAAGCGACAGCUGGACCCCAAGGGGCUGCAGGAGAUGGUGCAUCUCCUGGAAAAGUGGAUCUUGUCGGAGAAAGAAUGGGAGCGGGAGAAGGCCAUGCAUCUCCAUCUUCGCCUAAUGCAGAUCUACGUCCAAAGUGUAGGCGUCUGUAUUCCCUUGAAGCUCGGACAGUUUGGCAUCCUGGUGGGACUCAUCGCCCCUUGUACCUGCGACUCCCACCGAAGAACGCGAGUGGCCUCCAUUGACGUCCUGUCCAGUCUGCUGGACCUUCAUGCCAGCCAGACCUGCUCCUUGUGGGAAGCGUCCAAGGAGAAAGAGCUAAUGAAGUGUAAAGAGGACCUUGGGGGCUCCGACGAGGACAAGAUUUUCUGUGCAUCCUCCAGAAUAGCUAAGGUGGUAUGCAUGGAGUUUAACUGCGACGAGGUGGUGGCUCUCAUCCAGAAGCUCUGUGAGAACAUUGGGGCCAUGGACCUCCAGCACGACAAGGCCUCUGUCAGCUGGAUUGGCACUUUCCUUCAGAUGCGGGUCAAGGAGCUGGAGGACAAGGUGGCAGAGAUCCUGGGCACCAUCUUGGCCCACCUUCCCCUGUUGGACCACCUUGAGGUACGGCGCCUCCUCAUUGAAGGCAUCCUACUGCUGGCUCACUACCACCAGGAGACCGUCCUCACGUCGCUCCUGAGGCAGCCCCUGCCCAUGGAGAGCCACCUGACCGAGGUGUGGUUGGCGGUGGCGGAGAACGUACCCUUUGCACGGACCAUGCUCAAUGGCCUGAUGGGCCGGCUCCAGUCCAGGUUAAACUCCCGGGCAAACGCCACCUCCAAGGCUGACAUCUGGCGGCUGGCUGCAGUGGACCCCCUGAUGACCCUAUGCACCAUCCACCUGCUGGUGGACAAGGUUGACCAGGCGGACACGCUCCCGGACCUCCUCCCGGACCUGGUCUACACUCUGCUUCUGCAGCUGAGCAGCAGCCACAGCCCCAAAUCUGCGUCCCCCGCCCUGAAGACGUGGAGGCUGGUGCACGCCGGGACCCUGCCCGAGGAGCUCAGCAUGCACAGGAUCACCAUCAAAUCCAUGCAACUCUUGUUCAAGAGAACCCACCGCGAGUGCUUGGUGCAGGGCCUGGAGGAGCAGGGCGUGUGGGGUCGCCUGGAGAACAGUGCCACCUUCCUGGAAGGCGUGGGCCUGCUCGCCAGGUUGUGGUUGCAGCACAUGGGAGACCACAGGCGGCAGCUGGCCGAGUUGGUGCUCAGGGGCAUGGACGCUGAGGUCCUGAGCUGCCGCAUCAGCAGCACGGCAGUGUGUGUGGAAUUCAUGAGCCUCCCGGUUCUGCACCAGGAGAAGCUGCUGAAGACUGCGGUUUCUGUGCUGGAGAGAGGCGUGGACCAGGAGGACGAAGCUCUGCGGGUACUCUCCCUGCGUGCCCUCGGCAACAUGGUCCUCGGUGCCCCCAAGAAGGUGAAGCAAUACCGGAAGCUGUUGCUGGAGAAGUUUCUGUGUUCCCUGCAAGACCCUGUCAACACCAGCGUGGCCUUGGAGGGCAUGGCGGCCCUGACCAAGGUCCUGACGGAGCUCCGGGAAGGGGACAUAGGGCCAGCUUUCAAAGCCAUCUCCGAGCAGUGCCGAGUCUACUUCAACAAUGAGAACGAGCUGCUGCGGUUGACAGCCUUCGAACUUUUCGGGAAGCUGGCCAAGGUGGUCAGGAUAUCCAAGAAGCAUGUCUUCAAGGUAGAGGUGAAGAAAGCCUGGGUCUCCCUCAUGCUGCACUGCCAGGACCCCUGCUGUUACACAGCCAGAGCCUGCAUGGAGACCAUGUUCCUGUGCCUUCACUUCUGGGGCUGGAAGGGUCUGGAGAGACCCCCUGGGCAGAGUGCCACCAACAUGAAUGAUAUGACUGCGUUCCAGACCACCAUGUGCUCCAUCCUGACUCAGAAAAAGCCGGCUGUGCUCUACACCUUCUUGCUAGAAACCGUUACCUAUGUGAAAAGUAACUUGUCAGGGAUCAGAACUGCUGCCUGCAACUUGGCAGGGAUCAUAAUGAAUCAGAUGUCUGCGAGCUACCUGAAGCAGCUAGACUUCCCGGCAUUGCGCAACUCCUUCCAGGAGCUCCAGCUGGAUGCGGACUCUGGGGUACGGAAAGCAGCCCUGGAGACCCUCAAGGUCCUGGACAGCUGCAGUCAGCAUGGCCUCCUGGCUGCCUCUGAAGGCUCUUUCUAG